AUGGCGUCUCACCGUCGUGUUCCUUCAGGUAGCGUCUUCUCUGUCAACAACGAGCAGAUCGCCACAUUCACGCGGCAGCUGCAAGACAACCUGCGGACUGCCUACAUCAACGCUCCCGAGGGAAGAACUGAGCUCUGUAGGCAGCCGUAUCUGGUGGAUAUCUACACAGAUCUGUACAUCACCUGCGGCGCCGACAUAAUUGCCAACAAGGAGCACGAGGUCCUUCAGAUGGAGAUGUGCGGCGUGGCCAAGAAGUCUGUCGAACCGUGCGACAUCUUCAAAAGUGACAGCGGGAAGCCAAAGCUCAUCCGCACGCUGCUCACCGUCGGCUUUGCGGGGAUGGGAAAAACAUUCCUGGUCCGCAAGUUUGUGCUGGACUGGGCUCGUCGGAAAACCAACAAAGACGCGCACUUCAUAUUUCCCUUCACCUUCCGGGAGUUGAACCUAGAGAAAGGGAAAACCUUUUCGCUGGCAAACCUCAUCCGAUACUCCAUCCCCGAGGCGGCGGUUCUGAGCAUGGACACGCUGAACGUUCUAUUUGUCAGGCUGCAGGCGUCCGGGAAGCGUGACUACGAAAGCAGCAACAUCAAAAUGUUGUUUGUCCUGGAUGGAUGGGACGAGUGCCGCCUCAAACUGGACCUGAGCAACAAGACCAAGAGGGACUUUGACGUGACCGAGGCCUACCCUGUGGAGGUGCUCCUGGAGAAUCUCAUCAACAGAAACCUGCUCCCUUGCGCCAGAGUCUGGAUCACCGCACGGCCGGCGGCGGCGCACGACAUUCCACCUGAUCUCGUCGACAAAAAAACCGAGGUGAAAGGAUUCAGCGACUCCCAGAGGCUGGACUACUUCAGAAAGAGGUUCCCAGAUAAGGAGGAGUCCAUCGUCAGGCACAUCCAGAAAUCCCGCACCAUCUUCAUCAUGUGCCACAUGCCCAUCUUCUGCUGGCUCACCACCGUAGUUCUUCAGGAUUAUAUGGACAAGGGGAAGGACAGAGAACUGCCUCAAACCCUGACCGAGCUGUACACAGAGUUCCUUCUUUACCACCUGGAUAGGUCGAGGGAGAGAGGGACAAAGAAGAGCAUCAAAUACAUCAGAGCGCUCGCAAGACUGGCAUUCAACCAGCUGAUGAGGAAAGAGCAGCUCUUUUACGAAAACGACUUGCAGAGCAGCGGCCUCGAUUACCGUCAAGUCGCGAAGCAUUCUGGAUUGUUCAGUGAGGUGUUUAAGCAGGUACAUCCACUGAAGAAAAACCAGAAGGCCAAGAUGUUUCAGUUCAUCCAUCUGACCGUCCAGGAGUACCUGGCUGCUCUGUACGUGAUGACGAGCCUCUUCCACGACAACAAGAACGUUUUCGCCUCUCCGGAGCUGUCGCUCGAACGCCUCGUCACGCUUUGCAAGCAGAAGCCAAUCGCUCAGGUCCACGAGAUGGCGCUCCAGAAAGCCUCCGAGAGUGACGGAAACCUGGACUUGUUCCUGCGCUUCCUGUUAGGCCUGUCCUUGCAGUGCAACCAGGACACCCUUCACCAACUGCUCAAGGUUCCUCAGCACAGUGGGAACAACAAGUCCGACGCAGUCCUGUUGAUCAAGAAAAGAAUAGAGCAAAACACUCCGGGAAAGAACAUCAACUUGUUUUACUGCCUAAAGGAGCUGAAGGACGACUCCCUGCUGGAGGAGAUCCAACGAUACUUAAGUUCAGGACGUUUGUCCUCUGACAACCUGCCUCUGGACAUGUGGUCGGCCCUGGUCUUCUUCUUGCGGACCUCCGACAAAGCCAUGGACUGCUUUGACCUUAAGCAGUACUCUGCGUCGGAGGUGGGGCUCAUGAUGCUGAUGCCAGUGGUCAAAGCCUCUCAAAAAUCACUGCUCAACGACUGCAACCUGAACGAGAAAAGCUAUCGACUGCUGACCUCCGUCCUCAGCUCGCCAUCCAACCUGAGGCAUUUGGAUCUCGGCGACAAUGACCUGUACGACAGAGGGGUUGAGAUCCUCUCCGACGAACUGGCGAAGCCGCACUGCAUCUUGCGAGUCCUCAGGCUGUCAGGCUGCAUGAUCACCGCGCCAGGAUGUGUUUCGUUGGCCAAGGCUCUCAAGUUGAACCCCUCGCACCUUGAAGUGCUGGACCUGAGCUACAAUCACCCGGGAGAGGAAGGAAAGAGGAUCUUCACGAAGGCCCAAAUGAAUCCCAGCUCCAGCCUGAAGACUGUCAACCUGGAUCACGGCGGCAAAGAACGUUUGAUUUCCGGCUUAAAGAAAUAUCUUUGCAGACCCACGUUGGACCCCAACACGGCCCACAAGUGCCUCCAACUGUCUGAUCGCUGCAAAAGGGCGACAGUGGUGCUGGAGGAGGAGCUGUACCCCAUAAACCCGCAGAGGUUUAGCAGCUGGCGACAGGUUCUUUGCAAGGACGGACUGAGCGGACGCUGCUACUGGGAGGCGGACUUGGAGGGGAAGGUCUCCGUGGCCGCGACCUACGACACGAUCCGGCGGAUCGGCGAGGGCGACGAUGUGCUUCUGGGAGCCACGGAAGCCUCCUGGGCGCUGCUGUGCCGCGAGGACGGCACCUACGCGGUGCGGCACCGGGACAGGACGGAGAACCUCGAACCCCUCCCCUCUCCCGAGUCUCGAAAGGUGGCUGUAUUUCUGGACCACCCUGGUGGCGUGUUGUCCUUCUACAAAGUGACCUCGCGGGGGACGAUACUCCUCCACACCUUCCACGCCACCUUCACCCAGCCACUUUACCCAGCCUUCGGUUUUGGCUUUGAUAACGGAUUUGACGGCUUCGGAGACUCUGUAUCCAUCGGCGGAGAAAAUGUGUCCAUCUUCACCCGCUUCUGAGCCUGCACGACAAAAUCACCGCAGCCCGUCCUCUGCGCAACCGCAAUACGGUUUUCACGGAAAUGUGUUCCCACCGUAACGCGCCAGUCUGACGAGUAAAUGGGAUGAAUUCAUAGUAAUGGAACGAAAACGAGCGUGGCAGACGUUUGGGUCGUGCGGCGAACAGGUACAACAGCAGAGGGCGCCAUUGCCAUCCGCACCACACAGCAUUGAACUGUUUGAACUCAACGGGAACGCGCAAAAACCCUUGAAACAAGGUGACUGUUCAAACAAGCCCCACUUUGCUGUGCGGAUGCUGCUGGCUGGCGGGUUGACAAGUUUGUUUUUUUUUUUUGGUUAAACCUGAGCUACUACGCUAAUGUAACUCGGGUAAUGCAACCGAUAGAAAUCAUCCACACACACACACACACACACACAAAAACCAAAAAAAAUGACUGACAUGCUAAUUUUUUGGUUUGAUUCAAUGCCAAAUAUUUUGUCAUUUUCACAGGUUUUGUUCAAUCUGAGUUUCUACAUUCUCGCUUGUAUUCAUGGCAAUUCCGUCAGUUUCCCUGUGAAAUAACGCACAGAGUGCACCUCAUCAGUCUCGGUUCAGGGUUAGAGAAAGCCCACGCUAGCAUUCAUUUUCCGCAUCGUUAGCCGUCGAUCAGCGAUUAGUGGGACUGACGGGAGGAGGCCGACGACGCGCCAUCAAUCAGCCAAUCGGCUGUCUCGUCGGCCUAGUUUUCUAUAUUUACACUUUUUCUUCCAAAUCCUACAUUUACCUCCUCUUCCACUUCCUCGUCGUCAUCUC
This is a messenger RNA of Syngnathoides biaculeatus (alligator pipefish), 3628 nucleotides long. Its product is annotated as NLR family CARD domain-containing protein 3-like. Bases 1 to 2835 code for a protein of 944 amino acids. Gene Ontology annotation, molecular function: protein binding. The transcript is spliced from 5 exons. NCBI's taxonomy places the organism in Eukaryota, Metazoa, Chordata, Actinopteri, Syngnathiformes, Syngnathidae. The record is from RefSeq and is a predicted model, not a curated record.